Molecule: messenger RNA, 2949 nt
Organism: Achroia grisella
Lineage: Eukaryota; Metazoa; Arthropoda; Insecta; Lepidoptera; Pyralidae
Exons: 1
Coding region: 1-2949 (982 amino acids)
Biological process (GO): DNA integration
Molecular function (GO): nucleic acid binding
Source: RefSeq, a predicted model, not a curated record
AUGAGGUUCCGACAGCGCCGUGUGGCGGUCACAGCGGACAUCAAGGAUAUGUUCAUGCGUGUCACAAUACGAGAAGAAGACCGAGACAUGCAACGGUUUCUAUGGAGAGGAGAUCGACGCCAGGGUCCAGCUGUCGAAUAUAGGAUGAAGAGCGUCAUCUUCGGGGCCACUUCGUCGCCAUGCACGGCGAUAUACGUGAAGAACAAGAACGCCGAACUACAUAAAGAAGAGUUCCCGGAGGCGGCUGCAGCGGUGGUUGUCAAUCACUAUGUUGACGACUACCUCGCUAACUUCGACACUGAAGAGCAAGCCGUACGAGUCUCAAGCGAGGUCGCCUACAUCCACAGCCGGGCGAACUACUAUCUUCAGCGCUGGGCAUCGAACUCGCGCCAUGUACGAGAAGAGUUCUCACAUAGAAAUGAAGAGAACAUGGUGCAACUCGACGCUGAGAAGAUACUGGGAAUGGUGUGGCGGCCUGAGGAAGACAGUCUCGGGUUCAACUUCAACGGGAACAAACUUCCGUUACACAUCAUACGAGGCGAACGCACCCCAACGAAGAGAGAAGCCCUCCGCGCCGUUAUGUCGCUGUUCGACCCAUUGGGCCUGGCCACACCCGUCACAAUACAAGCCAAGAAGAUAUUACAAGAAACAUGGCGCACGGGUAUCGGCUGGGACACCGAACUGCAAGAACGGGAAGCAGCAGCGUGGCGGAGCUGGAUAUCGCACGCACAGCAGUUACCCCACUUGGUAAUACCACGGUGUUACCCCGGUGUGGCGACGGCACAUACGACGGAGCUUCACACAUUCGUCGACGCGAGCUCAGAUGCAUACGCCUGUGUCGUAUACUGGCGGGCCGUAUGCGUGACCGGCGAGGUGCGUGUGUCACUCAUCGCAGCCAAGGGAAGAGUGGCCCCUUUGAACAAGGUCACCACUAUACCACGCCUGGAGCUGCAAGCGGCCGUACUAGGGAGCCGCCUGUCACGCACGGCUGUCGAAGAACACGAUUUGAAACCUGCCCGUCGUGUCUACUGGUCGGAUUCGCGUACCGUACUGUCUUGGUUACGCACCGGGCCGCGUGCAUUCAAGCCCUUCGUCGCUCACCGAGUCGCUGAAAUUAUGGAAGAUACGAAAACGAACGAGUGGAGAUGGGUGCCGACGGCCGACAACGUCGCGGAUGAUGCCACACGCGACGUGCCACACCACUUCACUUCAACACACAGAUGGUUCCGGGGGCCGCAGUUUCUAUAUCGACCAGAAGAAGAGUGGCCUCAUGAAGACGAUUCCCACCAGACGGAAAAUACAAGCGAAGAGCGCGCCCACACAAUACAAGAUGCAACACGAUUAUCUCGAGCGUUGCCCGAUCCCGCGCGAUUCUCCGACUGGAUGAAGAUCGUCCGCAGUACGGCCCGCGUAUUGCAAUUUAUAGAUAAGUUACGACCACUCAAGCAACACUGCGCCGUCGCUACCCACAAGAGAAACAAAAAACAUGAAGACGAUCCCACGUGGCGAAGCAACAAGAUAAGAAAACCAGGACCGUCGAAAAGAAAAAACGUACGUGCGCCUGUGUGUUAUAUACCCAUAGAUACACACUACUUAGAACGCGCCCGUCGGCUAUGGAUCCGCUCAAUACAAGAAGAGGCAUUCAGCAUCGAUAUAGCGGCGUUGCGACGCAAUAAACAACUGCCGUCGAGUAGUCGACUUAUACAGUUGUCCAUUUUCAUCGACAAAGACAAUGUGCUGCGACUCCGCUCAAGGGUGUCGGCUGCCGCCGAUCUGUCCGCAGAGCAACGGGAACCACCCAUAGUCGACGGUCAACAUGUAUGGGUACGCCUGUACAUAGCAUGGGUGCACAGAAAACUUCAUCACGGGGGCUUCGAAACCACUGCGAACGAGGUGCGUCAACACAUGUGGGUGUUGCGCCUACGACAUGCCGUUCGUAGUGAAUUGAAGAGAUGCCAAACGUGCCGCAUCAGGAAAGCAGCACCAGCACAACCAUCAACGGGCAACCACCCACGCAGCAGGCUGGCACAUCAUCAGCGGCCGUUCACCUUCACCGGCCUAGACUACUUCGGGCCGAUGACAGUGACGGUGGGUCGCACGCAUCAGAAGCGGUACGGCGUGCUGUUCACAUGUCUCACCACGAGGGCUGUGCACCUGGAGAUCGCCGGCAGCCUCAGCACCGACUCCGCAGUAAUGGCUCUGCGGCGCUUUAUAAGCCGCCGCGGGUGCCCCACGGAGCUGUGGUCGGACCAAGGCACCAACCUCAAGGGUGCCGACCUCGAGAUGAAGAAAGCAGCCGCUGAAGCCAUGGAAGAAGAGUCGUCGGUGCGCUUUAUACGCUGGCGCUACAUACCACCGAGCGCUCCCUUCAUGGGCGGCGCCUGGGAACGACUAGUGCGCAGCGUGAAAACCGCGCUGGCCGCAACGCUGCAUGAACGAGCCCCGAAAGAAGAAGUCCUUCUCACCCUGCUGGUGGAAGUAGAACACACGCUCAACAGUCGACCUCUCACCCACGUGUCGACAUCAGCAGACGACGAGGACGCACUCACCCCCAACCACUUCCUAUUGGGAGGUCCGUCCCGCGUACCACUGCCGGGAGCUUUCGCUGAGGGCGAUACGGCGGGCAGGAAGGAGUGGCGCGCCAGUCAGUGGCUCGCUGACUGCUUCUGGAGGCGCUGGGUAACCGAAUAUUUACCCCAGCUACAACACCGGCGGGAGCCCCGAGCUACACACGGAGUCAUCAAGUUAGAAGACUUGGUGCUGGUGGCAGACGGCAACUUGCCUCGGAACUCCUGGCCGCGCGGCGUGGUGGUGGCUACGUAUCCGGGACCGGAUGGUGAAAUACGGGCGGUCGACGUGCGCACUAACAAGGGGAUACUUCGGCGACCUACGAAGAAAUUAGUAAUCCUGCCAAUCGAGCAACGCGAACUCGAAUUAAAUACAGCUUAG